Molecule: messenger RNA, 4720 nt
Organism: Stegodyphus dumicola
Lineage: Eukaryota; Metazoa; Arthropoda; Arachnida; Araneae; Eresidae
Product: neuropeptide CCHamide-1 receptor pseudogene
Source: RefSeq, a predicted model, not a curated record
GGUACUUUGCUUAGUAAAGAGCAACCAUCUCACACUUACAGCAAUAAUUUUAAGACACACUGGUUUAGAAGAAGCGAUGAACAAGGUAUAUAAUAUAAAGUUGGAAUAGAAAAUUCUAAUGUGUUUUAUAUAAAAUAGCGAAAAAUAUAGAAACUUUUGGAUCCGGCAUUUCUUCAGACGCGACCCUGAAUUUUGCAAGCUGAAGAAUUGAAUCCUUAUUGAACAUCUUCAUUCUAAAAGCUGAAUAUGACCAUCUGAUUUUCUCCAUCUAUUAUUAAUUCGUAUAUAAGCUUUUUCCAGAUGCAUCUUUCUUAAUCAACUCGACCUCUCACUCUGAAGAUGAAUGAAGAAAACAGGAUUAAAGGAUUUUCGACACUUUUACUGCAUAAUCAGUUAAAUGAAACACUUCUUCCACUUUUUCUUAACUAUUCAACCAACGGAUCAUACGACAUCAACUAUACGCAAGAGGAAGACAGUAUUUACAUUCCUUAUGAAUCACGUCCAGAAACUUAUAUUGUUCCCUUGGUAUUUGUUCUAGUAUUUACUGUUGGGUUGCUAGGAAACGGGACAUUGAUCUUCAUUUUCAUUCGCAACAAAUCCAUGCGAAGUAUACCCAACACAUAUAUCAUCAGUUUAGCUAUUGGAGAUUUUCUAGUCAUAGUUGGAACAGUCCCGUUCAUAAGUACAAUCUAUACAUUCGAUAGCUGGCCUUACGGAACAUUUAUUUGCAAACUUAGCGAGUUUCUAAAAGAAGUAUCAUCAGGAGUAACAGUUCUUACUCUUACUUUGCUCAGUAUUGAUCGAUACAUUGCUAUAGUGAAACCACUCCAUAAGUUAACUGGGCACAGUGGUAAAACGGUUACUCUUGUACUUGCUGUUAUCGUCUGGAUAGCGGCCAUAGCAAUUGCAAUCCCUGGGGCUCAUUUUUCUUUCCUUUGGAAAGUAAAUUUACCCCCUAACCAUGUAAUUUAUGUUUGUUACCCAUUUCCAGAGGAUAUGAAACCCUGGUAUCCACAAACGAUGGUUUUGGUUAAAUUUUUAUUGUUAUACGCCAUACCGCUUGGUCUCAUAGCAAUUUUCUACGCGCUCAUGGCACGACAUUUGUUUUCGGCAUCCAAAGAUUCGUUUGGAACCAACCAUAGUCAUAUUCAGAAGCGAAGAAGACGAACUAAAGUUGCUAAACUUGUCCUCGUUUUCGUACUUCUGUUCGCUGUUUGCUUCUUUCCAAGUCAUGUUUUUAUGAUGUGGUUUUAUUUUCACCCUAAUGCUAUUGAUAAUUACUCACACUUUUGGCAUGCUUGGAAGAUUUUGGGAUAUGUACUCACAUUUUUUAACAGCUGUUUAAAUCCCAUUGCUUUAUACUUCAUCAGUGGAGUAUUCCGUGUACAGUACAGGAAGUAUUUAUUUUGUUGCACCACAGAACCGUCUAAACAAAACCAUUUAAGCAUGCUUAAAACUUUGCGAAGUUCAUCAAAUCGCAGCACAAUUAGGAUAACACAAGUCUCAAAAAUAUAAUAUUCUUUGUCAAAUAUCAGUAUCCUUAAAUGAGGAACUAGUUAUGAUUAAUGUUUUUGAAUAAUUUAUUCUCCUUUAUGUACAUUAUAAUAAAAAGGUUAUGCAUCUCAGUCGUCAAAUGAAAAAUAUAGUUAAAUAUUCAUAAUAAUUGUUUCAUACUGAUAUUUAAGCAAAAUAUGUACCAUAAUGUUUCACCUUUUAAUGAGCUUCUCACUCUUUAGAACUAUGUGAUUUACCUUUUGGGAGUCAAAUGUUUCAUAUUGAAAUCCAUUCCAAAGGAUGGUAACAAAUAUAUGUUUCACCAAAUGAUGACUACCAUGAUAACUACGUCAGUACAUACUGGAUAUUCUCAUAACAAUACUCAUAGUUUUACAUUUCGUGCUAUAAUGCAAACAAAUGUAUGAAAAUGACAAGUAAAUUAUCAUACAAAAUAAUAACAGAAAAAUCGCUUCAUCUUAAGUAAUUCGAAUAGACGUCUCGGAAAUCUUUCAUGAGAGAAGCAUGAGAUACUGAAAUCCACAUAAAGAAAUAUCAAGGGUUUGUUUUCGCCAUUUGAUGCUACAUAGCGAUUCAUUGUUCUUCCUUUAAUGAAUUUAUUUCUCAAUUCUCGUAAACAAAUAUUGCUUGGACGUCAUAUGCAAUAGGUUAGUUCUCUUUCAAAAUACGUGAUGUGAUAUUCGUUAUUUCUAGUCCGCAUGAUUUUCUUGACAGCUGCGACUGCGUCCAGCAUUAUUACCUGUCUCAUCCGAAAUUCAGAAAGUUAUGAUUCUACUUAUUAUCCUUAUCAUUAGUUGGAGAAGUAAAUGAGUCUCUUCCUCCUUGAAUAAACAAGAUAGUAAAUGUGUUUAUAAGCGUGUUCAUAUAAAUAAUAUUCCUAAACAUGUCAAAACAAUUAAACAUUGUUUUUCUUAAAUGUAUGAUAAGCUUCGCUUUGUAGGAUGAAUCAACUCACACACGAAACAAAUAUCUAGAUGGUUACGCAGGAAACUUCUUGCAGAUAUUUUCGAAAAUGUGUUCAGAUAAAGUACAAAACAUUUUAUAUUUUCAAACAAAAUUUUAAAUUCUAAUUUUUACAUGUGCUUAUUGCAACAAGUAAUACAUUUUAACCAGUUUAUGUCAUCAGUAUGAUUCGUAAAUAACUAAUGUUCGAGACUAGCAUAAGCUUCGUUUAACUGUAUAUAUCCAUAAACAUAUCCAUACACCAUUUAAGUAGAGCUUAAAUGAUCUAAAAGGGUGUCGUCUAAUACGAUAACCAUUAACCACAUCUGGUUGAUAAUCACUUGAAAUGUGGCUACUGUGAUAGAAGAAAUAUUUAUUAUCAGUCAAAUUUACUCAAAAAACAAAUACUUUCCGUCACACAUAUAAUGAAAUUUCGAUAUUUGAAAAUUAUAGCCUUUUCCCAUUGAAUAUGUUCUCUCUUUCUUUUGCGUGAAGUGAAUUACAAGAUAUGUUGCAACAGAGGCUUAGAUUGUCUGUAUCAAAGCAUUCUUUCUCAUAUUUUUAUUUUACUUCAGAUAUUUUAAUACUUAUCAACAGAAGUUUGCAAUUUUGAUGCAAAAUCUUAAAACUAAAUUAGAAGAAUUUGUGCAAAACAAAAGCUAUAAAGUACCUAAUUUUUCAUUAUGUUAAACUUGUAGUCAAAUUUUUACAUUAAUUAUGUUUAUUAGUGAAAUGAUAUUUUUCAUAUUCGUAAUUCUUGCUGUAAUUAUAACAACUGUAAGUGUAUCAGAGCACAAAAUAAGGCAAAAUAUAGUUAUAAUGUUUUGUUUUUUUAAUUAGUAUUUUUAUGUGACUAUUGGAAAAUUUGUUUGGGCAUGUGGCUAAUAUUAUGUUCCUAAUUUGCUUUGGAUUUCUGUAAUUUCGGUUGCCCCUUCUCAGUGUAUGAAAUUAGUUAAUAAUCCUUUUAUAAUAAGAGGAAGAAAUUGAAAAUUAUCAAAUAUACAUCAAUCAAAUUACUUCAUGAUUCUCUUCUCACUCGGGACGUGAAAUUAAUAACAAUCCUUUACGAAUUGCAUUGCUUUUUUUAAAUAACGUAGAUUUACAAAGUUUUCUUUGCUUAAAAUAACGUUAUUUUUAAAUAAUGAAAAGUUAUAAAGUUUUUCAGCAAUUUAUUGGAAGAAAAUCGAUAAAAUAAUUAUAUUUUUAUAAGAGAAUAAAAACGUGCUGGUGGAAAACAUUAAAACAUUCAUUUAAAUUAUUAAAAGCAUAACUUGGGGGGAAGGGAACGAUCUCAUAAAAAUUACUAAAAUAGUACAUAAAUAGAUCCAUUUUAUCUUACCAAAAUAUAGGGAAAAAUUCACAAGAAAUGUAAAAUUAAAAGUGGUAAAUGAGAUAUUCUAAAAGAAAAGAAAAAUCUAAUAAAGGCAGAUACAGUAAAUAAAUUUUUAGAGCGAAGAUUCUCAACAAGUAGAGAAUUAGCCCUCAAGGAAGUAAUUCAUUCGACCCAAACUGACAUAUACAAAGUAUUUCAAAAAACUGCGAUGCAUUUCGUGUGACGCUAAGUCCUUCUUUUUCAAAAUAAAAAAUUUUUUUGCAUUUGAAAAAGCAGAAAUUGUUGCUCAUGGUCUCAUGAAAAGCAUUAAAAAACAGCUAAUUUAGCUUAUGAAAAUAGAAGCAAACAAAAAAUAAGUUCUCAAGUUUUGUAAAUAUUUAAUAAAUAGCUUGUUGUGAGAAUACAAUGCUUCGAUAUGAAUGUAAAGUAUUUUUCUCCCACAGUAGUGUAAUUUGUUAAUGCCCUGUUGAACAACAUUGCAACGUUAAAGUCAAUUUUUUUAUAACAGUAUUAUAUUCUAUUCUUUUAAUCGUGUAUUAAAUAGCAGUUUAUCGGUGUAUUUUGUUUACCAAUUAAAGAAAUUUGCAGAAACUCUUUCCUUCAUACGCACUUUUUUUAAUUUGUGUAUCAUGCUAUAUAUUCAAUGUUGUCUUAAAAAUAUUAUUAUAUUAACCUUCCAAUGUAUAUAAAUUGUUUAUAUGCUAUGUAUUGCCUUUCUAUUUUGUUAAUAAACUUUGCCUUUAAUUUUGAAUAAUUUACUAUCAUAAAAUAUUUUGCAUGAAUAACUUUCUAAACAACUUUAAGAAUUGUUACUUGUAGAAGCUGCUCUAUAAAUACCUACUUUAAUAAAAUUUAAAUGUCAUAAAAUCAUGUGUAAUGUACUAAAAUUUAAAUGUGAUACAAUCAUGUGCAAUGUAAUGAAAUUAAAUGUGA